Mustela erminea (ermine) is the source of this 1462-nucleotide messenger RNA. It is a transcript of the gene NODAL, whose product is annotated as nodal growth differentiation factor. NCBI's taxonomy places the organism in Eukaryota, Metazoa, Chordata, Mammalia, Carnivora, Mustelidae. Gene Ontology annotation, molecular function: growth factor activity; cytokine activity; type I activin receptor binding. Gene Ontology annotation, biological process: BMP signaling pathway; SMAD protein signal transduction. The transcript has 3 exons. Gene Ontology annotation, cellular component: extracellular region. The record is from RefSeq and is a predicted model, not a curated record. Bases 1 to 1047 code for a protein of 348 amino acids.
AUGCACGCCCCCCAGCUGCCCGUGUUCCUCCUGCACGUCUGGUGGGUCCUGCGCCAGGCGGGCGCCGCCACGGUGGCCCCGGUGCCGCUCCGAACGCGGGUACAGCCCUCGUCGCCGUCCCCUCUCGCGUACAUGCUGAGCCUCUACCGGGACCCGCUGCCCCGGGCGGACAUCAUCCGCAGCCUGCAGGCUCAAGAUGUGGAGGUGGAUGGGCAGAACUGGACCUUUGCUUUUGACUUCUCCUUCCUGAGCCAAGUGGAGGAUCUGGUGUGGGCCGAGCUCCGGCUGCAGCUGUCCCGCCCUGUGGACCUGCCCCCCGACGGCCCACUCUCCAUCGAGAUUCUCCACCAGCUAAAGCCCGAUGCGGAGCAGGACCCGGCUGACUGCCACGAGCGUCUUCGGAUGGACCUGUUCACCGUCCCUCUGUCCCAGGUUACCUUUUCCUCAGGCAGCAUGGUCCUGGAGGUGACCAGGCCACUGUCCAAGUGGCUGAAGCACCCUGGGGAGCUGGAGGAGCAGAUGUCCGGUUUGGUCGGAGAGUGUCAGCGGCGGGCUCCCACCCCGCCUGUCACCAGCGUGCUCCUGCUGCUCUACUCCAACCUCUCCCCAGAGCAGAGGCGGCUAGGGGGCUCCACCUUGCUGUGGGAGGCUGAGAGCUCCUGGCGCGCCCGGGAGGGACAGCUGUCCCAGGAGAGGGGCCGGCGGCACCGUCGACAUCACUUGCCGGACAGAAGCCAGCUGUGUCGGAAGGUCAAGUUCCAGGUGGAUUUCAACCUCAUUGGGUGGGGCUCCUGGAUCAUCUACCCGAAGCAAUACAAUGCCUAUCGCUGCGAGGGCGAGUGUCCUAGCCCUGUGGGGGAGGAGUUCCAUCCCACCAACCAUGCGUAUAUCCAGAGUCUACUGAAACGAUACCAGCCCCACCGAGUCCCUUCCACCUGCUGUGCCCCAGUGAAGACCAAGCCACUGAGCAUGCUCUAUGUGGACAACGGCAGGGUCCUCCUGGACCAUCACAGAGACAUGAUUGUGGAAGAAUGUGGGUGCCUUUGACGAGAUCCUGGUGGGGCCGGAUUUGCCUGUACCCUGGGACGUUGGGAAGGUCCUAGAAGACACGAGAACCAUCUAAUGCAAUGAGGAGACACAGAGGGGGAAAGGUUGUUCUGUGUGCUAGACCGAGGAGGAAGGGCUGCCCCCUCGAUAAAGGAAGGCUCUAGGAAAUGUGCCUCAUACGGAGGCUGCUGUCAGGAGAUGGCAGGCUGGUUGGCUGUUCUUCCUGAAGAGAUGGUGGUGACCAGAAGCACUAGGGCAAGGGUUCUUUACUUGACUUCUUAACCUAUGAAUCCCCAGAAAUGAUAGGCAAAAGGUGGGGCAUGUGUGCAUUCAUCUUUGAGGUGGGACAGGUUACCGAUGACUUUUAUGUAUUCUCAGAAGGGGUCUUGGACCAGCCCUGCCCCCGCCCCCCCGC